Messenger RNA from Sphaerodactylus townsendi, 627 nucleotides. Its product is annotated as caltractin-like. Gene Ontology annotation, cellular component: centrosome; centriole. The record is from RefSeq and is a predicted model, not a curated record. Bases 1 to 627 code for a protein of 208 amino acids. Gene Ontology annotation, biological process: mitotic cell cycle; centriole replication. The transcript is spliced from 5 exons. NCBI's taxonomy places the organism in Eukaryota, Metazoa, Chordata, Lepidosauria, Squamata, Sphaerodactylidae. Gene Ontology annotation, molecular function: calcium ion binding.
AUGCCCGGGGCGCGGCAUCCCCCUCCAUCCCAUUGCAGUUACCUGACUGCCUUGCUUCCUGCCUUUAGUGCCUUAACAGAGCUAAUGAAAUCUGAACUCAACCAGACACAGUCAGCAUCUGGUUAUAAAAGACAUAACUUCGGUUCUCUUCGGCAAAAGAGAAGUGGAUUAAAGCAUGAGCUGACUGAAGAGCAAAAGGAGGAGAUCAGAAAAGCUUUUGAUUUGUUUGACACUGAUGACACCGGAGCCAUUGAUAUGAAGGAAAUGGAAGUUAUGAUGGAUGCUCUUGGCUUUGAAACAAGAAAAGGGGAAGUUAGAAAAAUGAUAGCAGAGAUCGGCAAAAUAGACCCUAGCCGCAUAAAUUUUGAAGAAUUUUUGACGAUGAUUGUUAAAAAAAUGAAUGAAAAAGAUAGCAAAGAAGAACUCAUAAAGGCUUUCCAGUUACUUGACACUGAAGGAACAGGCAAAAUUACCUUUGAAAAUCUCAAGAAUGCUUUUGGUGUGCUUGGAGAAGUUAUAUCUGAUGUAGAAAUUCAGGAAAUGAUAGAUGAAGCUGAUCGUGAUGGUGAUGGAGAAAUUAAUCAGCAAGAAUUCUUGAGAAUGAUGAGAAAGGCCAAUUUAUAUUAA